Molecule: messenger RNA, 1257 nt
Organism: Rasamsonia emersonii CBS 393.64
Lineage: Eukaryota; Fungi; Ascomycota; Eurotiomycetes; Eurotiales; Trichocomaceae
Exons: 6
Coding region: 1-1257 (418 amino acids)
Molecular function (GO): flavin adenine dinucleotide binding
Source: RefSeq, a predicted model, not a curated record
AUGGCGAACAUCCCACCAUUGGCAUUAUGCCUGACUUACUGUUAUUUACUGCUGGUCGGAGCCAGCCACAACUUUGAAGCAGAAAAGCGGGCAGCAGCAGCAGCAGCCAUGAGCGACAAAAUCACCACCUUCGUCCACGAGCUGGGCCUUCCAUCUUCAACCCAAGCUUCAGAACUGGGUGACAAGCUGCGAGGGGAUUCCAACCUCUCAGCAUUUCUCAGUGGUGGUAACUUUAGCCAUCAUCUCUUGGCUAAGCUGGCGUGUUCUUCGAUCCAAAAAGUCCUGGGUCCUAAUAGUGCAGUAGACUAUGACAACCAGACCGAGGUUGAUGCCAAUUGCUUUUUCCAAACCAAAUUCUCAGUCCGCAGUGGUGGUCAUUCGCCAAACCCAGGCUGGUCUAGUAUUAGAAAGCCAGGUAUCUUGAUUGACCUCCAAAAGCUCAAUAAAAUCGCUAUUAGUACCGAUAAGUCUGUUAUCAGUCUUGGCCCAGGCGGCCGGUGGGGUGAUUUCUAUACAGCAUUGGACCCCUAUGGUGUGAGCGUUAUUGGAGGCCGGCUUCCAGACGUUGGAAUUGUUCUUGCAGACGGAACCAUUGUGGAUGCAAAUGCACAGCAGAAUUCCGAUCUCUUCUGGGCACUGAAGGGUGGUGGUCCCAAUUUCGUACACGAGAUUUGGUACCAAGUGGGAGCAUAUACGGUCGAUCAAAUUCCAGCUGUCCUUGAUGCCUUUGUUAAAUGGCAAGAGAACGGCGCUUCAGACGUGAAGUCGACCGUGAUUCCUAUUAUUGGCCUGGAAGGCGUCACCCUUGUAUUAAUCUAUUCAGAACCUGCCACUCAGCCAGCAGCAUUUGCUCCAUUCUAUAGCAUUCCUGCUGCGGUUAUUCCUGUUCCUGCUCAAAACUCCACGGUUUUGGGUCUGACUACUGUUCUUGCAAGCGCGUUCUCAAAUGCUCCAGCGCGUCAGCCUGGUGAAUGCAGGAAAUUGUGGACAACAGUAGUCGACUGGACAAAUGUGCAGGAUGAUGCAACAGUGCGAGGAGUGUCCAUUGCCACAGGUCAGAAAUGGCAGCAGCUGGGAGAAGAGCGUGGACUCUAUGUUCCGUUCCUCUUUAUGAACGAUGCUUCUCGCGAUCAAGAUCCUCUGUCAUUAUAUGGCUUGGACAACCUGUCAAAGCUGAAAGCCAUAUCGAAGAAGUACGACCCAGCCCAGGUCUUCAAGAAGCUGCAGAACGAUGGCUUUUUGCUUUCAAAGGCUUAG